AUAUAAAUAUACAUAUAUAUAUUGAUAGAUAUAUGUAUAGGUAACAGUAAACAAACGAAUAGAUAUUUGUGCACUAUUUUUUCGAAGCAAAAUUAUUUACAACUGUCGACAAUGCAAACAACUACGAAAUAUUUGGUUUGGUGUUUAGUGAAAAGUGGUGUGUUUAGGAAAAACGAAAUUAAUAUGAAGUGAAUAGUGGAAAGAAAGAGUUUUAGAAACUUCGAAGAAAUAUAAAUUAGUAAGAAGAGUGAAAAAAAUUAUUUUGCGAUUUUUGAAAAUUUUCUGCAUUUGUGAGACCUUGAUGCGUCACUGCUAUUUUAGAGCUUCUCUAUGAGAUGAAAUGUGUUUUCUCGGACAUUAAACGGUAGUCGUAACUGUUGAUUCUGGAAAUUAUGCUUUCAAGGCAAACUUAAACCGUUAGCUCGGUUGCGGGUGUGAGUUCUGUUAUUUUCAUUUUAGUAUUUUUUUUCUGUUUAAUGUGACUUCCAAAUUCAUAUAAAGCCAAAGUGUGCUCAAUGCUAUAAAAACAAACGAAUUAAAGCAAAAUUCAGUGAAAUCAAAACCAAUAUUAAUUUGAUCAGCCUGCAUGUGACUGUGUGUGUGAAGCGUUAGAAAAGCGGGCGCACGCAAAGAGCGCCAGGCAUUCGCCCACUCAAUGCAAAAAUCUACAAAACUCAAAGCAGGAAAUAAAAGCGUGUGCAAAUAAACAGCACAGCGAUCCACCAAGGACUGCUAUGCGGGGUGGUGUUAUACGGUGCGAGUGUGCGGUGCACAGCGACGCCACCGAAAGAAUGUAAGGGCUUGUAAAAAAGGAAAGCAGAACAAUGACUAUCAAAUAUCUGGAUUUUGAAAUAUUACCACGAAAAGCCUUGAUAUAAUAAGGUUAUACCUAUGUAGAUGUUGCAGCAUUAAACAAGCAAAGAAACUAGCAAAAACAAAAUACACGCCAAACAAUUAUUUCGAGUUCAACUCACAACUUUUAAAACAUGCCAAAAUGCUAAGAGCAUAAAAUCACUUAAAUGUGGGCAAAUUGAAAUUAUUUGCAUUAUUCAAAUUCCAAAACUAUUAUUUGAUAAUAUACGCAAAAAAAAAAAAUUAAAGUCCAUAGAAAAAGUAAUAACACGCAAAAAAAGCAAAAACCGAAAAGAAACCAAAGACAGCAAGCAAGACAUAAUUUACUGUCCACUCAAACCACUUCUGUCCCAUUAUCCACCAUUACGAACAGUGUGACCAAAACAACACUAAUACUCGUUGAAUAUUAUGCAAAUAAACGGCACUUCUUCUGGUCCCACAAUGGCUGCGUCUGAGCCACCAGAACCACCGCCGCGCAAUCCGGAUCGCAUUAACGCUUCGCUACACAAACUGAGCGAAUCUAAAAAUAUCAAAUCUCUCGACUCGAGCAUAGCAACGAUCAACGAAAAAACGAUCAACAAUAAUAAACCGUUAAAACCGAUCUUGUCUUUGGAUCACGGCAACAGUGCUGUUGGUAACACCACAAGUUUUAGCAACAACGCGGCCACUGCAACACCAGCCUCGAAUAGCAAAGGUGCAAUAGCAGCAAGCGCUACAACAGCAAUUACAACUACGAAUAUAUCUUCCACGACCAAUUUAUCAAGCGGCAGCACCACGUUACAGUCAACUACACCAGCAGCGCCACUCGUGUAUACUAAACGCGCUGCAGCAGCGGCGGCAGCGGCUACACCAGCAACGACUGCCACCACAACAACGGUUGUAGAUAUCACAUCGGGUGUAAACACCGGUGACAGCGUUUCGCCGCUCAGUUCGAAUGGCAGCAGCAGCAAUCAAACGCUCAUCUCACCAAUGACGAUCGAUAAUCAGCAGCAUCGCCUAAGUUUUCCCAAUAAAAACGAGGUGCAUGCAGCACUUAUGGCACAACAACAGCAACAACAUUUGAAUGGCACCAAUGCAACAGCAGCGCUACUCAAUGGUGGCGUUGCCGGCACAGCGGGCAGUAAUGCAUUGAACGCCAACAAUGCGAAUGCGAAUUUAGCGGCGACGUCUGUGGGGGCGGCGAAUCAUUCGAGCGCAAUAAAUAGCACAGAUUCACCCACAAAACUGCGCGAGGAAAACGAACGACUUAGCGCGGAAAUACACCGCCUCCGUAAACUAUUGGAAAACUCACCAGAGGGCGCUGUUGGCGGUGUCGACCUUUCUGACUCCAAUAGCUGUGGCGAUGCACAUUCAACCGAUGGCAGCGGUAGCAUGCCACAACAACGCGUCGAUCGGUUGGAAGCCGAGCUACGUUCGGCAAAAAGCCAAAUAAUGACAUUACGCAUCGAACGUAAAAAAUUACGCGCCGACAAAAGUGAACUGCUCGCGCAAGUGAAGCAACUCUGCGCCUCGCUGCAAGACAAGGAACAGGAACUGCGUGAUUUUAUACGUAAUUUUCAAGAUCGUGUGCGCGAGACUGAAACGAACAAUGCAAAACUGACCGGUGAUCGCGAGCGCGAACGUUGGCAAUUGCUGAAACAGGCGCGCGAUGAGGCCGAACGUUCGUUGGCGUUGGCGCAGCAAUUGAAUGCACGAGACCUACAGCUGCAACGUUUGCAAGAUCAACUACAAGAGGCGCGACGCCAACUAACCGGUUGUUUGUCCGAUCAGGAGAGUUUAUUGUCGUUCGCGCCAUUAACACCGCCAUCGGCCGCUUCCGCUAUGAUCAACCAAAUGAACGCAACAGCAACAGCGAACAGUGCAAUGCGUAACGACGACAGUGGGCGUGGAAAUUCGAAUUCACUGUCAGCGUUUAGCAGCAGCUUGAGUGGAGGUUCUGGCGCUACGGCGGGGGAUCGUAAUUCUUGCUCGAAUGACUCGGGUUUAAGAAACAGCAGUGAUCGCGAAAGCACUGGUGGCGAUUUAAACUUUAGUGAUGGUACUUGUGAGAAUGGCCCAUGUAUAACAGUGGAUCCGGAUAGCAUUUCACUGGUCUCUAGCCAAAAUAUGUAUCAAUAUGGCACACCUAAGGAACGUAGUCCAACUUUGUCACCACUUAACUCUGCCGCUUACUCGAGAUCUGUAGAGCAACUCGGCUCGCCCGUAGAGUCGGAUGGUCCGGGCGCAGUUGCGCGUAAGUUCACACCAAAAACCGGCACACUAAGUGCACGCAAUGGACGCGGCGGUACUUGGGGUAGCAUUUCUCGUGUAUUUGCACGCUCUCGUAAUAAAAAUAAAGCUCUCUCAGCAGAUGGCACUGUUGAAUUAACUCCCUAUCUUUCAGACGCCGACUACUCAUGGAGUCCACUCUCUGAAGAGGGUUAUGCUGAGAAAUUGCGUCUACUGCGUGACGCCGCACAACUGCCAAUGGAGCGAUGGCGCGCAUCACAAGUGCUCGCCUGGCUGGAGGUAGCGCUCGGCAUGCCACAAUAUAGCACGCGUUGUGCGGAGAAUGUGAAAAGUGGCAAGGUGUUGCUUGAAUUGAACGAUGGUGAAUUGGAAGCCGGUUUAGGCUUGGUACAUCCCAUGCAUCGUAAAAAGCUACGUUUGGCAAUUGAAGAACAACGUCGACCAGAAUUGGUACGCUAUCCAAUGAUUACACAGCUGGGACACACUUGGGUGGCUUCCGAAUGGCUGCCAGACAUCGGUUUACCACAAUAUGCCGAUUCGUUUUUGCAUUCGCUGGUUGAUGCGCGCAUGCUGGACACACUCUCGAAGAAGGAAUUGGAGAAGUUUUUGGGUGUGACGCGGAAAUUUCAUCAAGCGAGUAUUGUGCAUGGCAUCCACGUGCUUCGCAUUGUGAAAUAUGAUCGCCAAACACUGGCCAUGCGUCGUGUACAAUCGGAAAAUGUGGACACCGAUCCAAUUGUGUGGACCAAUCAGCGUUUCAUACGCUGGGCGAGAUCAAUUGAUUUGGGCGAAUAUGCAGAGAAUUUAAAAGACAGCGGCGUACAUGGCGGUCUUGUCGUAUUGGAACCUUCAUUUUCCGGUGACACCAUGGCCACAGCACUGGGUAUACCACCCUCUAAGAAUAUCAUAAGACGUCAUCUCACAACGGAAUUCGAUGCGCUCAUAUUGCCCGCAAGAUAUCUUGUUUAUUGUCAAAUGGAAGAAUUUCAAAUGGAUAGCACACGACAAUUAAUUUUAAAUCAAAAACAACUGGGCAGAUAAACUGUUGUUAAGUUAAUGAAUUCUUUGCUUUAAGUACCACAUAAAGUCAUUCUCGAUGUUUGUUCUGACGUCAACAUUUUAAUUACCGCCAAAUAUUUGCGUACAUAUGUUUAUGUGUGUGUUUGGAUAAUUUUAUAUGAAAUUUAGAUCAAUUUGUGUAGCGGACGUUGAACGAUACAAUAAUUAAUGUGUAAUUUAUGAGUAAAUAUGAUAUGAAUAACGGUCUAGAAUUUGGAUAUCCAGUGUAUGUAAAUGAAGAAAAAUAUGUAAAUAUUGAGCUAUGAACUCAUAUACCUUAUGUAUAUGUAAAUAAAUAAGAAGCAUAUAACGUUGUGUAGAAGUUAGUGGUGAAAAUAAAUAGCGAAGUUGGUGACACUGUUGUUCGUAAAUGGGCAAAGAAAGUAUUGCUUGAUUUAUCAAACUUAUUUUUGAUAAUUCAUCCCACUUUCAGUAAUGGCGAAUCGAAUGAGCACUUGUUUAAAUAAAUACAGACAAAGAGUAGGUGACCAAAAAUUAAAAUAGAAAUCGAGUGAUACUUACGGUACCCCCUUUCUUUACUAGCUUCGUCUGAUACUCAGAGUAAAGGCCUCAGUAUACAAUUAUCCUUUGUUAUUAAUGAAUAUAAAUAUUAUAUUUUUUUCUUGUAAUUUUCACUACUCUCCUUAAAGAGCGCUGCUAAUAGCUACAAAAAAUGAAACUAUGCGCAACACCAACGAUAGCACUUAAUGUCAUUCCUCAUAUAGUACCUGUGGACGGAAAAUGUAUGAAUUAAUAGACUCCUGACACAUUAAUAGUCCCAGAGAGGGACAUUCCGAAAUCUCUCUCAUCACGAAGCCAACUCUCAGCGUCAUCUUCUAGACGCACAUAUCUCCAAAGGAUAUAUGUGGGUGAGUCGGAGUUACUGGAAAAUAUGUAGGCGCUAUGAACUUUCACACUGAUGGAUCGAAGCUCAAUGAGUAGGUUAUUGAGAGCGGGAGAGAAAGCCUUCGGGAGCUCUCGAUCAACUCUUUCUUUUUCAGACGGGCAGACCACUAUAGUGUGUUUCAAGCAGAAGUGGCAGCCAUCAAGCAGUAGCAGAUAUACUAUACUUCUCCCAAGUUGCAGCUGAUCUGUUAUUCAGGGCCUGAGCUCGCUGACAGUAAGCUGAACUUUAGUCAAUUACAUCAAGUUACUUCCAUAUUAAAUUUAUUUGGUGCCUGGUCACAACGGAAACGCCGAAAUCUAUAAUUUCGAUGAGAUCGCAAGAAAAUGCAGCCUUAAUCAAAACCUUUCAGGAUGAGAACGAUGGGGUGAUCGUACGCUUGGGCGUAAGAUCUAUGGGCUUCGCGCUGGCUCAGUAAUCGUUGGUCUGCAAUCAGCACUUGUGACUUUAUGAAAGAUUUCUGGCCCAAAGUGAAACGUAAAAGGUCCAUGGAACAAAUAGCUUUUAUCAAGGUUCAAUUGGUCGCAAUAAUAGCUGCCAUAAUUGGACACUAAACCAUUGGCACUAACGCCUUCAAGCUAAAUAUUUUACAUUAUGCAACUUUUCAAAGUUGAAGGGAGGAAGAUGAGGUAGAAAUAUAUAGUUUCUCCUUCACUGUCAACCUUUCGCCAAACUAAACAUCUUGCUUGUCACACUUUCUACGAACCCGGAAAAUUAGUUGGAGUAGAUAUGUACUAACCGUCUAAAUAAAGUUGUGGCUAACUUUGGGCGCUUUGUAGAUAAGCGAUGGUCAUUUUGAUCCGUACUGAGGAAUUCUGGGCAUCACAACGGACUAUCUCUCGCUAUCCAAAUGAGAUUAUUCGUGGCCUUCCAAAAAAUCAGUCUAUAUACCUAACCUAAACUAACUUACACCAAAUUUAGCGAUAUCUCUUUUGAGUUUUUUUUUUACAAAUUUUUGGAAAGUAAUAGGAUUGAGUCGAUUUAAAAAAAUUUAUUCAACCAAUUCUGUAAAAAUUUUCAAAAUGAGCUCCUUUUGCGUCGAAGCAGCUCCGCCAGCGCGAUUUCCAAGCAUUGAAGGCGUCACGGAAGGCAUUCUCUGUCGUCUCAAAAUGCUUGCCUUUCGGC
Bactrocera tryoni is the source of this 6169-nucleotide messenger RNA. It is a transcript of the gene Liprin-gamma, whose product is annotated as kazrin. The transcript is spliced from 11 exons. Gene Ontology annotation, molecular function: protein binding. NCBI's taxonomy places the organism in Eukaryota, Metazoa, Arthropoda, Insecta, Diptera, Tephritidae. The record is from RefSeq and is a predicted model, not a curated record. The coding region runs from base 1261 to 4122 and encodes 953 amino acids.